Molecule: messenger RNA, 925 nt
Organism: Eutrema salsugineum
Lineage: Eukaryota; Viridiplantae; Streptophyta; Magnoliopsida; Brassicales; Brassicaceae
Exons: 3
Coding region: 181-699 (172 amino acids)
Source: RefSeq, a predicted model, not a curated record
UCACAGUGUGUUCUCUACCUCCCUCUAGUUACUCCGUGUUUGGCCCAAUCACACUUACCGCGCCAUUGUUGCUAAAUUCUUCCCUUUUCUCGCUGACAGUCUUUCUUCCCACACUGAUCGCCAUUGUCGCUGCAGUUCCACUCUGAUUCGUUCGAUUGAGCAUUUUUCUUCUCCGCAGCGAUGGCGCGUCGUUCUGGAGAUUGCAUGAGAUGUCUGGUGAUUUUCGCGGUUGUAUCUGCUUUAGUCGUGUGUGGACCUGCGCUUUAUUGGAAAUUCAUCAAGGGUUUCGUUGGAUCCACUCGUAGGAACUCUGUUUGUCCUCCUUGCGCCUGUGAUUGCCCACCCCCUGUGUCUCUCCUCGAGAUUGCUCCUGGGCUUGCAAAUCUCUCUAUUUCAGAUUGUGGAGGUGAUGACCCAGAGCUCAAACAGGAAAUGGGGAAGCAGUUUGUGGACCUUCUGACCGAGGAACUGAAGCUGCAAGAAGCAGUGGCAGAUGAGCAUAGCCGUCAUAUGAAUGUUACCCUCGCAGAAGCUAAAAGAGUUGCAUCUCAGUAUCAAAAGGAAGCUGAAAAAUGCAACGCCGCCACUGAGAUUUGUGAAUCAGCUAGGGAGAGAGCUGAAGCUUUGUUGACCAAGGAGAGGAAGAUCACUUCUUUGUGGGAGAAGAGAGCUCGGCAAUCAGGUUGGGAAGGUGAGUAAACUGAUUUCACUUCUCAGUCUACCCUGAAGUGUCUCUCUCUCCGAAACCGAAUUUUCACAACUUAGCUCAAGAAAAGGGAAUUGUUUAAAUUUUCAAGGAAAAGUCCUAUCUUCCACGUUUCUCCAUACAUGUAGUAUUUUUGUUUUGCCUUUGGAUCGGAAUGUAGCUAAAGAAAGGCUUGGCCUUGUAUUGACUUUUCUUUAUAUAUAAUUGUCCAUUUCACUA